AUGCCCGUCGAUCCCGCUGGCGCCGCCGUGCCCCAGCCGCAGGAGGGUCGUGACUUCAUCCGUCCGAUUGAGACCCGCGACCGCACCACGGUUGAGCAGAUCGUCGGGCAGGCGUACAUGGAGGACCUUUCCACCGCGAACAAUAGCUUCUACCGGUCCCCCAUGGUGCUGGUCAGCAUCAUUGUCGUCGGCUUCGCCAUCAAUUUCCUGAUCGGCCUCGACAAAGUGCCUGUCACCAGCACCUUCGGGUACGCGCAGUAUCUUAUCGGGCCGUGCGUAGUCCUUCUUCCCACGCUGGCAGCCAUCGGGUGGAUGCAGAAGCCGAGCUUCAACAACAAGCUCAAGGACAAGGUUGCGGGCUGGAACCAGGGACUUCUGGAGGAGUACUACACGCCUGACGUGGACGCCAUGUCGGGCGCCUGGGUCUUUGAGUACAAGGACACGAUCGCUGGUGUCGUCCUCCUGGACGCGCGCAACCCCGGCAAGGAGAUUCCUGCCGUCUCGCCCAGCUCUUCCGGUCAGUCCUCUGCUCUCCCCGAGGGCUGGAUGGAGCGCUUGAGGGAGCAACACAAGGCCAAGCCUCUUGCCGAUUACACCGCACCGCGCACCGCCGAGAUUCGGCAGCUCAACGUCCUCGCCGCGUACCGCAAGCACGGAGUGGCGACCGAGCUCCUCGGCAACGCGCUGGACAUGGCAUUCGGUCUGGCUCCCGGCGACAACGAGGCGAGCGACAGUGGCAAACAGGCGACCGUGCAGCGCGUGAUUGCGCUCUCGUCCCCGUUUACUGCUGGUGGUGACGGGAUCUGGGAGAAGAUGGGUUUCGUCGCUGUUCCCCCGCCAGUCCUCAGGCAGGAGCUGUGGCGCGAGGACGAGGCAGUUGGCCUCAACUUUUGGCAGGGACGCUGGAUGAUGGUCGACCGCGAGUCGUGGAUCAAGGCCAGGGAGAACCUCUACUCCCGCUUUGCGCCCAACGACGGUAUGGAGUUUGGGGAGGGACGGGAUGUCGCGCCGGACGGAAGCUUGAUUGAGAAGAAGAAGGACCAGUAG
Molecule: messenger RNA, 1047 nt
Organism: Cutaneotrichosporon cavernicola
Lineage: Eukaryota; Fungi; Basidiomycota; Tremellomycetes; Trichosporonales; Trichosporonaceae
Exons: 2
Coding region: 1-1047 (348 amino acids)
Molecular function (GO): N-acetyltransferase activity
Source: RefSeq, a predicted model, not a curated record